Molecule: messenger RNA, 1083 nt
Organism: Metarhizium robertsii ARSEF 23
Lineage: Eukaryota; Fungi; Ascomycota; Sordariomycetes; Hypocreales; Clavicipitaceae
Product: mating-type MAT1-1-1
Exons: 2
Coding region: 1-1083 (360 amino acids)
Biological process (GO): positive regulation of mating-type specific transcription, DNA-templated
Cellular component (GO): nucleus
Molecular function (GO): DNA binding, bending
Source: RefSeq, a predicted model, not a curated record
AUGGCGACUCGGGCAGAACUCAUGCAGCGUCUUUCCAUGCUUCCGACUCAGGAACUCCUCCAUAUUCUCAAGGAUGAGACAAUCUUCGACAUCGCUGCUCAGUACUUUGACGCUUCAAUGCAGUCAAACAUUUUGCCAUCAACGACUCCCGUGAUACAUAACACUCACAAGACCAAGAAUACUGUUUGCGACAAGGCGAAACGACCACUCAAUGCCUUCAUGGCAUUUCGCAGUCAUUAUUUAAAACUGUUCCCCGACGUACAACAAAAGAGUGCAUCUGGCUUCCUAACGACUCUCUGGAAUAAGGAUCCGUUUCGAAACAAAUGGGCACUCAUUGCCAAAGUUUAUUCUUUCGUUCGAGAUGAAAUUGGCAAGGACAAAAUUACUCUGGCAUCCUUCCUCAGUUUCUCCUGUCCUGUGAUGGGAAUCAUCGAGCCACAAUCUUACCUCACCAUACUCGGGUGGUCAGUCGGAGGAGAUUCAAAUUCCCAAAGAUUAAUCCAAGAUGAAACUUUAGCAGCUCUUGGACAGUCUCGAUUGCAGUCUGAUGGGGUCCCGAGUACUGAACUAGAGCUGCUUACAGCUUUGGUCAACGUUGGCUACCUACCUGAACAAGGCAUUGACCUCAUGGGAAAACUUGGGGCCAACAAUAGCAGCAUCAUGGCUACUGCCACUCAACCCAGAUUGUCUCUUCCGGUUUCUUACACUCCAGAAAAGCUUCAGUUUAUGGGUACCAUUCGGAGUGACCCGGUUCAGGCAACCAAGGAGCUGCUGGGGGACGUAUAUGAUGACUACACCAUUCAAAUGCUCGGAGUCAAGGCUCAUAACGUUGAAGAUCUUGACUCAAUCAAUCACCUACCCAUGCAAGUGGAAAUGCCAGAUCCAAGGUACUACUACAAUUAUUCCACGAGUCACGCUCAGCUGUCGCUUGCCGGUGCACCAACAAUGAGUUUUGAAAACAUCCCAGAGCACGAAAGUUUCGAUAUCGACAGUCCCUGGGACGUAGACACUAUUCUAGGUCAAACUCAAUCAGAGGGAGACAGAAGUGAGUUUACCGAGCUUCAACAUGGCAACUUCAACUAA